Molecule: messenger RNA, 1926 nt
Organism: Rotaria sp. Silwood1
Lineage: Eukaryota; Metazoa; Rotifera; Eurotatoria; Philodinida; Philodinidae
Source: the annotation of a GenBank genome assembly
AUGUCCAUUUAUACAAGUAUUACUGCUUCCUUACCCUUUAUUGAAGUCGAUUUAAAAUUAACUCCACAACAAAUGUCUAUGUUUAUUAAUGGUUACAAAUAUAUUAUACCAUGUCAAACUCUUUUAUCUUCUAAAAGCAUGGAACAACAUGUUAGUGAACAGUAUCAAAGUAUAUCAACUACAAUUAAAAACUGUCUAAGAGAUCAUCGAAUACCAACCUCAGAUAAACGAGCAAAAGAAGCAUUCCUUGCAUUACAACAUAUUUUACUUGAAUUACAAUUAAAAAAGGUUCCAAGAACAUUAGAGAGACGUGCCAAGCACGAAAAUAAAAUUGUGCAAAGUAUUCAAUGCCUUCUCCGUAACCGACCAGAUAUUGUUGUACGGCGCACAGAUAAAAGCAAGGUGUUUUAUAUUGGCAAGGCAACUGAUUUAGCACGAAAAGCUGAAGAAUAUAUGUUAAAAACAAAUGCUUAUCAAGAAAUUACGAAUGGCCGCUGUCCAUUAUCAGAUAUGUUAUAUGCUGUACAAAAAUUACUCUCAAAUCUUGUAAGACAAAAAGCUAUUACCAUUCAACAAUUUAAGAAAAUAUCUCCUAAAACAAUGGACUUAGAACUCGGCCAUUACCAUGGACUACCAAAACCACAUAAACCUGGUACACCAUUGCGUCCUAUAGUUGCUUCAAUUCAUGCUCCAGCAACAUUGUUAUCAAAAUUUUUGAAUGAUUUAUUAGCGCCUAUAUAUUUGAAAGUUACACGUGAAGUGACAUUUAUUAAUGGCAUUGAUGUAGUUAGAAAAUUAGAAACAUACGUUUUGGACGGUCACUUCCAAGCCACAACAAAAUUUAUCGUAAUUGAUGUGACUGAUCUCUACACGAUGAUACCUCGUGAAGAAGCAUUACAUGCAUUGAUGCGAUUUUUGGAAAACAAUUCACAUCAUGGGAAAAUAGGUACACUAUCGAUUGAUGCUAUUAUGAGAAUGGCUCGAUUAAUAUUGGAUACGAAUUAUUUUGUUUAUGACAAUAAAUAUUAUAGACAAAUUCGUGGUGGUGCUAUGGGUUCAGCAUUUACACAAGUACUUGCGAAUAUCUAUAUGCAUGAAUGGGAGCAAGAUUUGAUCAAAUAUCAAGCAGCACACAAUGGAAUCUAUGGAAGAUACAUCGAUGAUAUAUUCAUGGCAACAAACGAGAACAUGGCUGAUAUUAAAAAAGAACUUGGAAAAGCUGCCAAAAAAGAUAUCAAUAUUAAAAUUAACUAUCAAAUUGAUACAUGUGUUAACUUUUUGGAUGUUACUGUACUAAACAUAAAUGGCCGAUUGAAAACAAACCUCUAUCACAAAAAUACAGCGGAACCAUAUAUAUUACCAUACUCAUCAGACCAUCCACGACAUGUUCAUCGUAAUAUACCAUUUGCUGCUUUAUUACGUGCUGCUCGACUUUGUUCCGAUGUACAAGAUUUCAACAAUGAACUUAUUCGCAUUGAUAUGUCGUUGUUAUUAAGUAAUUAUCCACCAAAAUUCAUUCAAAAACGAUUCAAUCGAUUUUUCCGUGUGUAUGAUGCAAUGCAAGUUCUGACAAAACUAAACUGCAAUGUGUACACCAGACUACACCAACAAGUAUUGUACCAACCUACACGACGUGAAAAGCAACUUCAAACAAUAAUGCAAGAUGUCAUUCAAUCCCCUCCCGUACUACAAGACAAGACAUGGGACCCAGACAUGAUGUACCCCCGAUAUGAAUAUCACAAUUUGGCCUUUCGUCAAUUCCGACAAAAAUUCUUACAAUGGUGGCGAACUUACUAUGCAAAUGUUGAGCCUGCACUUGCUAACAUCAAAGUUCGACCAGUUGCUGCCACCAAUUUAACACUUGAAACAGUCUUCAUACGUAAAAAACCACCGAAACAAAUCUUGACACGAAUCGAGCAAAAAUGA